Messenger RNA from Cutaneotrichosporon oleaginosum, 3801 nucleotides. RefSeq lists its product as uncharacterized. Gene Ontology annotation, molecular function: phosphatidylserine decarboxylase activity. The record is from RefSeq and is a predicted model, not a curated record. NCBI's taxonomy places the organism in Eukaryota, Fungi, Basidiomycota, Tremellomycetes, Trichosporonales, Trichosporonaceae. Gene Ontology annotation, biological process: phospholipid biosynthetic process.
CUCCUCCUCCUCCUCCUCCUCUUUUGCUUUCUCUCAUCUACUCAUCUCCUCAUCUCUUUCUCUUUCUCUCUUUCUCUCUCCCUCUCCUUUUCUGCACACAUACACACACACACACACACGAGCUUCCAUCCACCCUCUCUCCCCUCACUCUCCAUUCCUCACCUCCCACCUCUCCACCUCCUCACCACCACACACGUCUCCUCUCCCACUUACCCCUCCCUCUCUCCCCUCCUCCCUCCCACUCCACUCUCUAACCCCCCAACGGCCUCUUCAGACGCCAUGAGCAACCCUACCCAACCCCACAACGGCUCUGCAACAGCCCCCGACCCUCGCCCACUCAAUCUCACAACUGGCGUCCCACCAGUCCUCACACAGACCCCAGCCACUCCUAUCGAACCUCCUCCCCAGCAGGGUAAGACCCAGCCUGCACGCCUUCGCCGUCUCGCAGCCAAACCACUCAAGCCCCUCAAGCUCGCCGCGUCGGCAAUCUCAUCUGCGCGUCACGGCGGCUCCACACCUAUCCCCGGUACGCCCAGCCACGAGGAAGACAUAGUCUUGGACGCACGCCUUGGCCCACAGCCACACCGCUCCGGUACCGCGUCUUCCUUUGGCUCCCUCAGCGACGCACAUCUCGACGCAGAGCCCAAGGUUCGCAAGCGACUCAGCUUUACCCGCAAGAAGGAGUCACCUGCCGCGUCCCUCGACCCUGUGCAGGUCGCUUUGGCCGCGCGCGGACCCCGGCGUCCCCUGGACGGUGAGGAACCGGCUGCCGUGUUGCGGGUGCGCGUCGUGCGUGCCGAGGAUCUCGUUGCCAAGGACCGCAAUGGCUUCAGUGACCCCUUUGUGUCUCUGACCUUGGCGCCGGCGACCCGAUUCACCACGCCUGUGGUCAAGCGCACCCUCAACCCUUCCUUCCCUCCAGAGUCGAGCACCUUUGACUACCCCCUUUACCUCAGUCUGGCCGCGGUGAUCGGCGGGCGUGGCCUCGAGGGCGUCAUGUGGGACAAGGACCUCAUGCGCAAGGAGUACAUGGGCGAGUUUAAUGUUGGUGCCGAGCACUGGUUUGGCGGCCACGACGUUCGUCUCUGGAACGAUAACCUUCCUGUCCAGUCGUUUGGGCUGAUCUCGUCGCGUCGCCGGCAAAAGGUCUCGGGCAGUGUAUCGCUCCAGAUUGGGUUCCUACCCCCUCCUGGUUGUUCGGAUUCAGCGGAUGCACUGAGCAAGGUGACAUCAAUCUAUGACUCUCUGCUGUCGCGCGCGUUCAUCUCUGGCGAAAACAUGAGCGUCUUGGGUGUUCCCGCGCACGAGGGCAUCGGUACAGUCAUGGUGUCUCGCGACGGCGAGGGCGAGCGCAAGUCGCGCUUCCAGGUCCUUGGGUCUGCGAUGACUGCCCCCUUCUCUGGCGAGAAGGAUGCAGACAAGAACCACCUCGUGUUUGACGAGUGCGAUUUUGGCGACGAUGGGCUGUCGAGCUCUGAUGAUGAGAUGGAGGACGCGCUUGAGGGCGAUGAGGAAAGCGACCUGCGCGAGUCACCUUUGGGUAUGGACCAGAGCCCAUUGGACUACGCUGGCGAGCAGCUGCUGUCGACUUCUCCUUCUGCUGGUCUCAGUAGUCGCCGCUCAAGCGGUGGCUCGACACCUGCGACGCCCAGCGCCACUACGUCGUCUCGCCGCCACCGCAUCUUCCGCCGCAAGGGUAGAAAGGGCAAGACGUUCCACCUGGCCCAGGGCCAGGACAAGGGUGUGCAGGGCAUUGUUGUGAUGGAGGUGUCCAACGCCACCGACUUGCCCAAGCUCAAGAAUGCCCUCCGCGUUGGUUGGGACAUGGACCCCUUUGUGGUCAUCUCCUUUGGCAAAAAGGUGUUCCGCACGCGUGUUAUUCGGCACUCGCUCAACCCCACAUGGGAUGAAAAGCUCCUGUUCCACGUUCACGAGCACGAGACGAGCUAUACCAUUCAAAUGGCGGUCCUCGACUGGGACAAGGUGUCGGGCAAUGACAUGGUUGGGCACUGUACUCUGCCCCUCGCCGAGCUCAUGGCGCUUGCACCAAAGCCCAACCCGGAGACUGGGCUUUACGCCAAGGGUGAAGAUGGCAAGCAUGAGAGCAAGGAGUUUACACUCCCGGUUGUGACUGCCAAGGACAAGUCGUGGGAGGCGCGUCACUCGCCCACGUUGACAGUGCGCGCCAAGUAUGAGCCGUAUGAUGCUCUGCGCCAGCGCUUCUGGCGCCAAUACACUCUGCAGUAUGAUGCGGACGACACAGGCACCAUGUCCUUUGUCGAGCUCACCACCAUGCUCGACUCGCUCGGCUCGACUUUGACAACCCAGACGCUCGAGAGCUUCUUUACCCGUGUCGGAAAGAACCCUGACAAUGGCGACGAGCUCACAGUCGACGAGGUUGUGCGCGCGCUUGAGGAGGAGGUCACAAAGCCGCCUGAUCAGAAGCGGAAGGUGACCACUCUGCACGACGUGGACACGCAAGAACUGAACGAGCGGCUGCUUGCGGGUUGGCCCAAGCCGCAGACGACGACGGACAGCAGUGAUGCCUCGACCGUUUCUGUGCGGGACGAGUCCAAGACAUCGACACUUCCGCCAUCGGAUGCCCACUCGCCGUCCAGUUCAGAUGCCGAGGACUCUUCAGAGCCUCAGACUGAGGAUCAGGUGGAGCGCGUCAUUAACAUCAAGGAGUGCCCGCUGUGUCGGCGCCCGCGCUUGGGCAAGCGCAGCGAGAAGGACAUUAUCACGCAUCUGGCUGUUUGCGCGUCGGCUGACUGGAACCGCGUUGACCGCAUUAUGGCGGCGAGCUAUGUCACGUCGAGCCAAGCACAGCGCAAGAUGCUCACCAAGCUGGUUAACAAAGUGGCUGUCGGGCGCUACUCGCUCGGCGCCAACUCUGCGAACACUAUUGUGCAAGACCGCUUGACUGGCCAGCUUCAGGAGGAGAAGAUGGCGGUGUAUGUGCGCAUUGGUAUCCGUGUGCUGUACAAAGGGGCUGGGUCGCAAAUGGCACGCGCGCGUGCCAAGAAGCUCCUCAAGUCGCUCUCUAUCAAGCAGGGUAUCAAGUAUGACUCGCCGGCAUCUGCGGCAGAUAUCCCCGGCUUCAUUGCGUUCCACCAUCUCAACGUGGCGGAAAUCGCGGACCCGCUGGACUCGUUCAAGACAUUCAACGAGUUCUUCUACCGCAAGCUUCGGCCCGACGCACGCCCUCUUGACGAGCCGGACAACCCUGGCCGUCUGGUCUCCAUGGCCGACUGCCGCAUGAUGGCGUUCAACACUGUAAGCCAGGCGUCGCAGAUCUGGAUCAAGGGUCGUGACUUUACGGUCUCGCGGCUUCUUGGCCCGCGCUACGCGCCCGUCGCGCACAAGUAUGAGGGUGGUGCGCUGGCCAUCUUCCGCCUCGCGCCGCAAGACUACCACCGCUUCCACUCGCCCGUGCGCGGGCGUGUCGGCAAGAUGACGCUCAUCGACGGCGAGUACUACACGGUGAACCCGCAAGCGAUCCGCUCCUCGCUGGAUGUGUAUGGCGAGAAUGUGAGGCAAAUCGUGCCUAUUGAGAGCGAGGAGUUUGGCACUGUGAUGACGGUGUGGAUUGGAGCGAUGAUGGUAGGCAGUAUCGGCACGACGGUGCAGGAGGGUGAGAUGGUCGAGCGCGGCCAGGAACUGGGCUGGUUCGCGUUUGGCGGAAGCACAAUCGUUACGCUUUUCGAGACUGGCCGGGUGAGCUGGGACCAGGACCUGCAGGACAAUGCUGCGGCGGCGAUUGAGACGCUGGUGCGCGUAGGCAUGGGCAUCGGGCGCGCC